UCUUCCUCUCUUUUUCUCUUUCCCUCCUCAGACUUGUUCUUCUCUCUACUCUCUCUCUCUCUCUCUUCUCUAUUACUUCUCUAUCUUAAACAAUGGUUGUCAAGGUCGGAAUCAACGGAUUCGGCAGAAUCGGCCGUAUCGUCUUCAGAAACGCCCUUCUCCGUGACGACGUCGAGAUCGUUGCCGUCAACGAUCCCUUCAUCGAUCCCGAGUACGCCGCGUACAUGUUCAAGUACGACUCUACCCACGGCCGCUUCAAGGGCACCGUCACCGCCGAGGCUGACACCCUCGUCAUCGACGGCCACAAGGUCAAGGUCUUUGGCGAGCGUGACCCCUCUGCCAUCCCCUGGGGCUCCGUCGGUGCCGACUACGUCGUCGAGUCCACCGGUGUCUUCACCACUACCGAGAAGGCUAAGGCCCAUCUUGCUGGUGGCGCCAAGAAGGUCGUCAUCUCCGCUCCUUCCGCUGACGCUCCCAUGUUCGUCUGCGGAGUCAACCUUGACGCCUACAAGACCGAGUACGAGGUCAUCUCCAACGCCUCCUGCACCACCAACUGCCUCGCUCCCCUUGCCAAGAUCAUCAACGACAACUUCGGCAUCGUCGAGGGUCUCAUGACCACCGUCCAUUCCAUCACCGCCACCCAGAAGACCGUCGAUGGUCCCUCGCACAAGGACUGGCGUGGUGGCCGUACCGCCUCUGGCAACAUCAUUCCCUCCUCGACUGGUGCCGCCAAGGCCGUCGGCAAGGUCAUCCCCUCCCUCAACGGUAAGCUCACCGGUAUGUCGAUGCGUGUCCCCACCACCGACGUCUCCGUCGUCGACUUGACCGUCCGUCUCGAGAAGGGCGCCACCUACGACGAGAUCAAGGCCGUCAUCAAGAAGGCCUCCGAGACCAACUACAAGGGAAUCGUCGGCUACACCGAGGACGACGUCGUCUCCCAGGACUUUGUCGGCGACACCCACUCCUCCAUCUUCGAUGCCAAGGCCGGUAUUGCCCUCAACGACAAGUUCGUCAAGCUCGUUUCGUGGUACGACAACGAGUACGGAUACUCUGCCCGUGUUGUUGACUUGCUCGUCUACAUCGCUGGUGUCGACAGCGCCUAAAUCUCUCUCCACACCUCUUCACAAUUCGUUGAAUGUCUGUCGCGGCUUUGAUAGUCUCGCAAGCAAAAUAUAAAGAAAAAAUAAUCAUCACACAUAUACUUAACAACGAAUUGAGAUCAAGUUUCUACCUACGAUCUAUCGAUCGUCUUCGAUUCUCCACUCCUCUUUUUUCUUCUCUUUUUUUUCUACUUAUAUUCAUGAGUUGCUUUUGUUUAGUCCAGAAGAUUUAGUCUGGUUCCAGCGUGUCUUGAGACUUGAGAUCACGAUUCAGUCUGCUGGUCGGAUGUGUCGUGAUGGAAGCUCAAGAGCUGGAAACAAUGGAAAAAUAAAAGCAGAUAUUCUUAUUAUAUUAUAUUCAUUCUCGUAAAGUACAAUAUGUUUUAGAAGUCAGUUAUAGUCAACAGUAAGUCGAUGGUGUUCUCCGGUGGUUAAUCCACUUAAUAAUCAUGCGGCGCCGGAGACAGACCAAACUCUAACCUCAGAU
Molecule: messenger RNA, 1587 nt
Organism: Myxozyma melibiosi
Lineage: Eukaryota; Fungi; Ascomycota; Lipomycetes; Lipomycetales; Lipomycetaceae
Product: glyceraldehyde-3-phosphate dehydrogenase
Exons: 3
Coding region: 93-1103 (336 amino acids)
Biological process (GO): glycolytic process; glucose metabolic process
Cellular component (GO): cytosol
Molecular function (GO): NADP binding; NAD binding; glyceraldehyde-3-phosphate dehydrogenase (NAD+) (phosphorylating) activity
Source: RefSeq, a predicted model, not a curated record